Anguilla anguilla (European eel) is the source of this 3005-nucleotide messenger RNA. Its product is annotated as retinoic acid receptor beta-like. Gene Ontology annotation, cellular component: nucleus; transcription regulator complex. The transcript has 8 exons. NCBI's taxonomy places the organism in Eukaryota, Metazoa, Chordata, Actinopteri, Anguilliformes, Anguillidae. Gene Ontology annotation, molecular function: RNA polymerase II cis-regulatory region sequence-specific DNA binding; nuclear receptor activity; nuclear glucocorticoid receptor binding. Gene Ontology annotation, biological process: cellular response to corticotropin-releasing hormone stimulus; retinoic acid receptor signaling pathway; regulation of transcription by RNA polymerase II. The record is from RefSeq and is a predicted model, not a curated record. Bases 1193 to 2593 code for a protein of 466 amino acids.
GAGCGGAACGCGGUGGAGUUGAUGGGCUAUAAGCCCACCCCAUAAAAACCCACUGUGUGGCGGCUUGAACUACUGUUUAAGACAUCCCGCAUAUUUGUCACUCAUCAGUGACCAUUUGCUUUUCUCGAAAUUUGGCUAGGGUAGGCUACAGAAGAACAACAAUAAAAUUUUCUAUGAAGGCGACCACACAGACAGGACAGAUUGCACUAAACCAAAACCAGUAGUUAUGUUAUUUCAGUUACCGUGAUGAUCACAUUUUUCUUCAUUCCGCCUUUUGAAACGAAAAUCUUCCUGGAUUCACAUUUUAAACAGUAGGCUAAGUAUAGCAAAUUAUCCAAACGGUUCUGCGGUAGGCUACGUGUUGCUUUAGCUUAGAAAGGAAUUCCUGCAGGUGCACAAAGCGAACGAUAUAACGCUGAAAUCGAAUGGAUUUUAUUUGCACUGGCUGCAAGAACUUUAAAUCAGUAAAAUACAAAAUGCGAAAAUGUGCUAUAAGCCUCUUGUUUAACAGAAAAUUUUAAUUCCCCUCAUUUAAGGAAAAAGAUCACAACCAGUCGUUCGCUGCGUUCUUAAACCUGUCUCUUCUACUGGUUUUAAGCUGUGUGAGAAUCCUGGGACUUUGUGAUGUCAGACUAGCUUCGUUGGGUCAUUUGAAGGUUAGCAGCCUCGGAAGGGUUCAUGGAAAGUUCACUCGCAUAUAUUAGGCAAUUCAAUCUUUCAUUCCCUGUGACAAAACUAGUAGGAAGUGAGCUGUAUGGAAGCAGGAUAACCCAUUCGUCAUUACAGGGGAGAUAUAGCUGUAAAUCGUGAAGUGCGAUAUUUUAAAAUACAUAUUUUAAUCCGACGCGCUUGGUCGAGGAUAACAUCUUUGUUGUUGUUAACCGCACAGGACGAACCGUGUGGAAUAUUUCAAGAUAAAUCCGCUGGGUGAUAACUGUGAGGAAAUCGUGGACACCCCUUUCGCUGUUGAAUCUGGACUGCCUGGAAAAUGGUAAAUGAUCAUUUGGAUCAAUUACAAGCUUUUAGCUGUGUUGUCGGUCAUAAUUCAUGAUUCGAGACUGGGAAAAAGACCAAGAUUUUUCGUGCCAAAAAGGGGGCAGAGUUAGAUGGAGUUGGGUCUACUUUUACAUGUGAUUUUCCUCCACACCUAAAAGAAAAAGACACUUUUUUCAGACUCUUGCAAAGAAACAUCAUGUUUGAUUGUAUGGAUGUUCUAGCUGUGAGCCCUGGACAAAUGCUGGAUUUCUACACUUCGAGUCCUUCGUGCAUGCUCCAGGAAAAAGCUCUAAAGGCAUGCUUCAAUGGACUAACGCAAACAGACUGGCAGCAUCGGCGGAGCGCACAGUCAGCUAUUGAAACACAGAGCAGCAGUUCUGAAGAGCUGGUUCCCAGCCCCCCGUCUCCACUGCCUCCGCCUAGGAUCUACAAGCCCUGCUUUGUGUGCCAGGACAAGUCCUCGGGGUACCACUAUGGCGUUAGUGCAUGCGAAGGCUGUAAGGGGUUCUUCCGCCGGAGCAUUCAGAAGAACAUGGUGUACACGUGUCACAGGGACAAGAACUGCAUCAUCAACAAGGUCACGCGGAACCGCUGUCAGUACUGCCGGCUCCAGAAGUGCUUCGCCGUGGGAAUGUCCAAAGAGUCCGUUCGCAAUGACCGAAACAAGAAGAAGAAAGAAGUUCCCAAACCGGAGUUCACAGAGAGCUACGAGCUGACUGCUGAGCUGGAGCUUAUCAUCGAGAAGAUCCGCAGAGCACACCAGGAGACCUUCCCUUCCCUGUGCCAGCUCGGCAAGUACACCACGAACUCCAGCGCGGACCACCGCGUGCGACUGGACCUCGGCUUGUGGGACAAAUUCAGCGAGCUGGCCACCAAGUGCAUUAUCAAAAUAGUGGAGUUUGCUAAACGAGUGCCUGGCUUCACAGGGUUGACCAUCGCCGACCAAAUCACGCUCCUCAAGGCUGCCUGUUUGGACAUUCUGAUUCUGCGGAUUUGCACGAGGUACACCCCUGACCAGGACACCAUGACCUUCUCAGACGGGCUGACGCUGAACCGCACGCAGAUGCACAACGCCGGCUUCGGACCGCUCACCGACCUGGUCUUCACCUUCGCCAAUCAGCUCCUGCCGCUGGAGAUGGACGACACGGAGAGCGGCCUGCUCAGCGCCAUCUGCCUCAUUUCCGGAGAUCGGCAGGACCUGGAGGAGGCCUCUAAGGUGGACAAGCUGCAGGAGCCGCUGCUGGAGGCGCUGAAGAUCUACAUACGUAAACGCCGGCCCAGCAAGCCGCACAUGUUCCCCAAAAUCCUCAUGAAGAUCACAGACCUGCGCAGCAUCAGCGCUAAAGGCGCGGAGCGCGUCAUCACGCUGAAGCUGGAGAUCCCGGGGUCCAUGCCGCCGCUCAUCCAGGAGAUGCUGGAGAACUCGGAGGGGCAGGACGGGCAGGAGGGGCGGGAGGGGCAGGCGAGCGAGGAGGGCAGCCCCCAGCAGCCCAGCAGCAGCAGCAGCAGCAGCAGCGCCAGCACCAGCGCCCCCAAGCCCUCGCCCUCCUCCCCGGAGCCCGCAGACAACCCCGCCCCGCCCUCCCAGGAGCCGUAGUCCCGCCCCCCCGCACAACCCAGACAUUCCUUUGCACAAUACAGGGGGGAGGGCGAGGCAGCGAGCGCGCUCCCUGAGGCUGCUUCCUGGCUUUUUUCUCUCUCUCUCACUCUCUCUCUAUUUCUCUCUCUCUUUUUUAAUGACACUAAGGCCUAAAAGGACCAGUGCUUUGUGUAUAACUAUUAUUGAGCUCUUAAUGUUUCCGUCUCCAGCUGGGGGGGGGGCUUGCGCCCGUAAUAAAUCCGGGUGCCCCCCCCCCCCAGUCGUACGCCUACACGAAGCUGAAGUUCUUCAGGUCUCCAUUGUGUAAAUUUCUACAUGCAUGAUGGGCUGAGCUUGGCAAGUUGUUCAAUCCCCUCUCAUCAGCAUACAUUGUACAUACCAUUGUAUGGUUAAACUUCUGUUUCUAUGA